AAAGGAUGUCCUUCUACACUUUGGUGAAUUAGUGGCACUGAUUUUCUUUAAUCGAUGAAGAAGAUGAAGAAGAAAUCACCUAAUGUCACUCUGAAACUGUUCAUCUUCACCAUGGCUCCUCUAAUCGAUGUGGAAAAGGAAGCUGAGAUAUCCGCCUCUAUCUCUUCAUGGGCAUCAAGGAAUUUGGAUACUUCUCAAAAGAGGGGCUCCGCAAUUCUCAAUUUGUAGAAUUUUGGGGGGGAAAUGCAGUUGCCUAAUCAAAUAACUUGUUCUGGUAAACUGGAGAUUGGAAAUGAUGAAUUUCCCAUUUUUUGGGCAAUGCAGUUUGGCACCCAUGGCGUAGCCAUAUUAAAACUGAACAUGGUUGAUUCAGGAGCUCUUGGACAAGGUGCAGUUUACUGGCUAAAGGAUUCUUUAAUCAAUGUUGCUUUUGAUAACAUCCAAGAAGAAGAUUUAAACAGUCCGUUACAUCUAGAAAAAGAGUCAAAUGGGGGGUUACAUCCUAGGAUGAAGGAUGCCUUUAUAGAACUGAGUAAAGCUUUGCUAUCAGUACCUGCUGCUGAUCUAGUUCCUUCUUGUUUGGAGAGAGAUUGCCAACAUUGUCAAAGAAGGAUGUGAUGUUAGGCCCUUUUAACUUUAACCUUUAUCACUAUCAGAAGGAUGCCAUUUCAAAAGCUUUGUCAACGAAGGAUGUAUUUUUGCUGCAUGGACCUCCUGGACCUGGGAAAAGUGCAGCUGUAGUGGAAAUUAUCAUCUUACAAGAAAUCAAGCAUGGCUUAAAGAUUCUUGCUUUUGCUGCUCCUGAUAUUGCUGUUUUCUUUUUUUUCUUUUUUUUUUUGGUAUGCCUUCCGAUAUUGUUGUUGACAACAUUGUUGAGUGACUUGAUUCCCUCUGGCAAAGUAUGAAUUAGUAUACAAGAAGAUAUACCUGCAACUAACCUUAGUGCUAACCUAUUAAAGGGAGAGUUUUUUG
This is a messenger RNA of Rubroshorea leprosula, 972 nucleotides long. The record is from the annotation of a GenBank genome assembly. NCBI's taxonomy places the organism in Eukaryota, Viridiplantae, Streptophyta, Magnoliopsida, Malvales, Dipterocarpaceae.